AUGUUACCAGAAAAACUACAAGACCUGAAUGAGGAGCUCUCAGAAGAGGCCAUCAAAGGGGAUAUAAUUAUUGGAAUCAAGCGUUUUCUACAAGAAACUGAUCUGUUACAAAAGGACCAGGGUAACAUUACAUUAGAUUACAGUGAGAUAAACAGAAGAGCCCAUAUGCUUUAUCGAAUACGAUCACAUCAUCGACAAUUGCAGAUCCUGCAGCGAGAUACAGCAAAAAAGUUUAUCCCUAUUAUAAAGGAAAUUCUUCGUGUCUUUGUAACCGUCUUGCAGAAAACAAUUGUUGUUGGAGAAAGAAUCAGCUUCGAUGGUCUUGGUGUAUUGGAUAUUAUGAUACGGAAACUUUCAUCAAAAGAUUUUGUGGAUGCCCCAGAUAAAUUUUUUGUGAACUUAAAUAAUGUUAACGGUUCUAAAAACCAGGAUCCUUACUAUGAAAUAGCGGUUUUGAACUUCAUGAAAAAUCCCUACAUAUACGGUGAAAAUGCAUCCGAGGUGACGUCAUCAGUUCCGGUUAUGGAAUUCCCUCCUAAUAUAACAGUGGAUUCGAAAGUUCCGAAUGAAGGCAAACUAGAAUUCAAAAAAUACAUCCCUUUAAUAAAUCCACAAUACUCGGAACAAAUGAUUUAUUUCACGUUUGAUAUAAUCAACUAUGGGGACGCAGCAAUCAUAUACUUCAAACCAGAUGGAUUUGACUUCUCAAGUCAGAUGACAACACAGUUGUAUUCUUUUUACUUUAGCACAGUAACUUUCCCAACAUCCAUUGUUUUUAAUUAUAAAAAAGUUUUAGGAGUAAGAGAUUGGACCAGAUUUGGAUUUAAAGUUUUCCUAAAAGAAGGUGUAUGCGGGAAAGGAAUAUGCUAUCUAGGCAUAAAACCCUUGGCAGCGUCCAGAAUCGAGCACAUUUCGAGAUCAAGAAAAAGAAGAGCUGCAGAAACGUUCACAACGACAUCUGAGGCACCUGGGAAUGCAAGUGCUAUUGCAAACACCACUAUAGAAGCAAACACCACUAUAGUAGCAAAUGUCUCGGAAUUUAUUCCAUAUGGCGCCAACUUCAGCAUUAUAUUCUUGACUACUGGAUGUCGAACGUGGGACAACGAAAACAACUCAUGGACAACAGAAGGUUGUCAGGUGCUCCCAAUGAGUGAUCUGAACAAUACUGUGUGUCGCUGCGUCGGAGACACUUUCUCCUCGUCUUUUUAUGUACCACCAAAUGUCAUAAAUUUUCUGACUGUGUGGGGAAAAUUUGAUGCUUCCAAUGCAGCGGUUUAUGGCACACUUAUAGCUGUCUUUCUUGUGUAUAUAAUACUAUUAAUUGUCCUGAGGAAACAAGACAAAAGGGACACAGACAAGUGGGCAGUCAACUUUCUUUCCGACCACAGCGCAGAACAUGUAUACUUCUACAUGAUAAGUGUAUAUACCGGGAUACGUCGAGGAGGAGGAACCAGGUCAAAUAUAUAUUUUAUAUUAACUGGCGAUUACGGCGAUUCAGGAAUUCGAGCCUUAAAUAGCAAUAAUAAUGAGGGAUUUUCAGCGGCAAGUGUAAGGAUGUUUUUAUUUGGAACGAAUGAAUCUAUAGGAGAUAUAAAAUAUGUAAGAGUAUGGCAUGAUAAUUCAGGACCCAAUGGCACCCAAAGCUGGUUCCUGAGCAAAAUUAUAAUCGACGAUUUGCAAACAAAAGAAAGAUAUUCGUUUAAUUGCAACAAGUGGUUGGCUGUCGAUGAUGGAGAUUGCAUGCUGGAUCGUAUUCUCCCAGUAUCUACUCCUAAUGUGACGUCCUUAAAGUCUCGUUUUUCCGAUGAAACGCAAACUCAACUGUACGAACAUCACCUUUGGCUCUCUCUGCUCAUUCGCCCAAAACAAAGCAACUUCACCCGUGUUCAAAGAUUGACAUGCUUAUUAGCACUCAUGUGUCUAAUAAUGAUUUCAAAUGCCAUGUUCUUUAAAGCAUCAAAAGAAAACCAAAAUUUGGAUCAGAUUGAAUUUGGGGUAUUUAGGUUCUCCUUCACUGCACUCUACGUGUCCUGCAUGGGAAUUAUUAUUUCUACGCCACCAGUCAUAUUUGCGGCCUUCGUAUUUAGACACACAAAUGGCACGAAAUCUAGGAAACAUGGGGAAAUCAAUUCAAGCAACAUCAACAAAAAAGGACACUGUCAGCAAACAAACGAUUUUUCGAUUGAUGGAAAGGUGUUUAAUUCUAAGAAACGCAUGUUCCCUCGUUGGGUUUAUUUCGUAGCAUGGGUCCUAGUUUUGCUGGCAAUCGUAUCAUCAUGUUUUUUCCUAAUACUGUACAGCAUGGAAUGGGGAAAAGCCAUAUCAGAGGAAUGGUUGUCAUCUUUUGUGAUAUCUUUCCUGGAGUCAUUAUUUGUAGUUGAUCCAGUGAAGGUUAUAUUCAUAGCCAUAAUUAUGUCGACAAUUUUGAAAAAUCUUAUGCAAGAAGACAGGCCUAAUCUGGACCUACAGAAAUUAAGGUCGGUUGCAGGGGAAAUGAACAUCUGUCGGGAAACAAGAUUUUCAGAUUUAACUAGCGAGGUUUUACCAACGUGUGACUUAUAUUCCAAAGAAGAACUAUACAGCUUAAGAGAAAAAUGUAGGGAGGAAUCUAAGGCACGAUCAGCACUGACAAAUCUCAUCUUGUUUAUAGUAUACAUCAUAGCAAUUUAUGGAAUCAGCUUUAUGCAACGAGAUUCUCGAUCUUUCAGUAUGAAGCAGAAUCUCGAUAGUUUUCUGCUUUCAGGAAGUCGUGGUUUUGCCAACAUAAAAGGCCAUAAAGAUUUUCUAAGCUGGAUGAAUGAUAUAUUUAUUCCAACAUUUUACCCCAAUGAGAGUUAUGCAGGGACAGCGCUUUCAGUAAUUGACCGUCAAUGGUUGAAGGAUAUGAGAAGUAUACGUGUAGGACCAGCACGACUACGCCAAGUUCGAAUGAAAACUGGCAAAUGUCCGUAUUCCAGUCUCCCUUGGUCCUACCCUUGCAUUGACGCCUACUCUGAAACAGACGAAGACCAAAGUUUAUAUUGUCUUCAAUGGAGACCGUACAAUGACACAGUGUGUGGAAAGGAAUCUUAUAGAAGCAGGUUCUACACAGCUGAAGCCUGGGCAUACACAGACGCGAGUAAAAUUUGGGGAUUUUCUAGGGCAGGGGAAUAUAGCACAUAUAGUGGAGGUGGAUAUAUUCUGAAGUUUGUGAAAAACAGGGUGAAUGCCCAUUUGCUUCUAGACGAACUUGUGCAAUACAAGUGGAUCAGUAGACAUACUCGGGCUAUAUUUCUCGAGUUCACAACAUACAAUCCAAACGUUAAUCUUUUCGUAUACGCCAUGUUCUUGGUUGAGUUUCCUGAAGUAGGGGGAGCCUUUACAUGGACAGACACGCAAGCAUUUAAACCUGUUUUAAAUCUUGCAUCUCUCCAUUUCAGCAUAGUGGUAUUUUACAUAGUUUUUAUGUUAUAUUACAUUUAUUUACUUCUCAAAAUGAUUUGGCGAUUUAAAGAGCUCGGUUGUUUGACGGUAAUCAAAGAACCCUGGAACUGUUUAGAAUGUUUUUGUAUUUGCAUAGCGUAUGCCUGCAUGGUGAUAUUUGUAUUCAGGAUGAAAUCCACUAAAACUGCAAUGGAUAUGUUUUACGAAGACAAACUGACUGGUGCCAAUCGAUUCAUUAACUACGGACACAUCGUUAUGUGUGAUAAUGCAUUUAACAUUCUCUUUUCUACUCUUGUAUUUGUAUCAACGAUUCAAAUUCUGAAAAUUCUAGGAUACAACAAAAGAUUUGUGGAAGUCAUAUCAGUCAUGGCAAAUGCUGGAAAAGAUUUGAUUGCUUUUGGUGUUCUGUUGCUCGUCUCAUUUGUUGCAUUCGUUUUAUAUGGAUACCUUGUUUUUGGCUCAAAAUUGGAGCAUUACAGAUCCAUUUAUGACACUUGUGGAAGUUUAGCCAACACCUUCAUCGGUAAAAACCGUCUUGACCCCCUGGUUGGGGCAGCGCCCUUGGCAGCCCAAUUCUUUUACAUGACAUACGCUGUUUUUGUUAUCAUGUUUAUGGUAACUAUUUUUAUGUCAAUUCUGAACAGCAGCAUCUCUUUAGUGAGGGCUGAGACUGCAGUGACUUCAAGUAAAAUAGGAAUGGUGGAUAUUGUGAAAAAACAAUUCGAAAGUAUCCUUCAUUUUUUCUACAGUCCAAAGAAGCAGAAUAUAAAUGAAAAGACGCAAAACCUACAUAUUAGUGAAGAUAUCAAUGCUGUGAAUGUAAUGGGGCUUAUCCGGGACAUUGUGACUGUGUAUGGAAGUAGAGGAACAAAGUUGGUAGAAAGAAAGUACUAUGAAGACAAUAAAUUCUUGAUCUCCAAAGACACUGCUUCCACUGACAAAUCCGUAGAAAAUCAGCCUAAUGAUGAAAUGUUAAUUCAAAAGCCUUCUUCCGAGGAACAGCAAAGACUUCCUGUCUUUAAAACCGACUUGAAAGAUUCCGGACGAAGAAUGUCAGAGUCGUCUGAAUUGUCCGAGUCAAGUGUUGACCUGCUUAUAGACUUUCAUGACAAACACAACAACCGUUCGAAUACGUUUUCUAGAAUGUUCUGAAAACGUCCUCCGUGUUCCAGUUGAUGAGAGAUAAAGGUUUCUACAUUGAUCCCAAUACUUCAUACAUGUUCUAGUCGAUCGGAGUUCUAAGUUUUCUACGUUUUUUGGAUACGUCAUGCUUGUUGUACAUCCAUGGGAAAUUUUAAGAUUCUUUUUACAAUGUUCUGAAUACGACAUUUUGUUCCACGUCAUGGGAGCUAAAUUUUUUUCUAUUUUUUAAAUUAUAUUGUAAAUUAUUUGUUGUGUUGUACGUAAUUGCAUAUUACAGAUAAAUUCAUGAAAAUUAAAAUUCAAGCCAGAUUGUUAAGCUUGUCAGUAUGAUCACGUCAGUAUUUAUAAUCCCUACAUAAUUACAUGUAUAUUUCACUUGGAACAUGGAACAAGAUUGACCUAUAUUGAA
Saccostrea echinata is the source of this 4975-nucleotide messenger RNA. RefSeq names its product polycystin-1-like protein 2. The coding region runs from base 1 to 4575 and encodes 1524 amino acids. The record is from RefSeq and is a predicted model, not a curated record. NCBI's taxonomy places the organism in Eukaryota, Metazoa, Mollusca, Bivalvia, Ostreida, Ostreidae. The transcript has 13 exons. Gene Ontology annotation, biological process: detection of mechanical stimulus. Gene Ontology annotation, cellular component: membrane. Gene Ontology annotation, molecular function: protein binding; calcium ion binding; calcium channel activity.